Molecule: messenger RNA, 1288 nt
Organism: Jatropha curcas
Lineage: Eukaryota; Viridiplantae; Streptophyta; Magnoliopsida; Malpighiales; Euphorbiaceae
Product: SPFH/Band 7/PHB domain-containing membrane-associated protein family
Source: RefSeq, a predicted model, not a curated record
AAAGGACCGAAAGAGGCCCACGCAGUGAUGUGAAGUGUUUUGCCGUGGCCUGCCACUACGAUGCCGCGUUAUUCUUACUCUCUUGAAUUAGCUUCUUAUUUUCUUCGCAGGGAAGCUGGAGAGAAAGAUAGAGUCGGAUCAAAUAUAAGUCAAUCGAUAUGGGUAAUGCGUUCUUUAUCUUCUGUGGAUGCGUUGAUCAAGCCAGCGUAGGCAUCAUCGAGAGAUGGGGCCGCUUCGAGCGAUUGGCUCAGCCUGGCUUCCAUUUCUUUAACCCCUUCGCCGGUCAGUGUCUUGCCGGCAUCCUCUCCACUAGAAUCAACUCCCUUGAUGUCCGCAUCGAAACGAAGACCAAGGACAAUGUCUUUGUGCAGUUACUCUGCUCAAUUCAGUACCGAGUGGUCAAGCAAAAUGCUGAUGAUGCGUUUUAUGAGUUGGCAAACCCCAAAGAGCAGAUUCAGGCUUAUGUUUUUGAUGUUGUUCGAGCUCAUGUUCCAAGAAUGACUUUGGAUGAACUCUUUGAGCAGAAAGGUGAAGUUGCUAAAGCUGUUUUGGAGGAACUUGAGAAGGUGAUGGGAGCUUAUGGAUAUAGCAUAGAGCACAUUUUGAUGGUUGACAUUGUACCUGAUGCUGCUGUGCGCAAGGCAAUGAAUGAGAUUAAUGCAGCUGAAAGGCUCCGGCUUGCUAGUGUAUACAAAGGGGAAGCAGAGAAGGUGCUCCAAGUUAAGAAGGCAGAAGCUGAUGCUGAAGCCAAGUACCUUGGGGGGGUUGGGGUGGCCAGGCAGAGGCAGGCAAUCACAGAUGGCUUGAGAGAGAACAUCUUGAACUUUUCUCACAAGGUGGAGGGAACCACUGCUAAGGAGGUGAUGGAUCUUAUCAUGAUAACUCAAUACUUCGACACAAUCAAAGACCUUGGCAACUCAUCUAAGAACACUACUGUCUUUAUUCCCCAUGGCCCUGGUCAUGUUAGGGAUAUCAGUGAUCAAAUACGCAAUGGUCUGAUGGAGGCAGCCAGUUGUCAGGUGAAUGUUGAAUAAAUUUGCCAUUUGGUGGGGUACUUUGCUGGAAUUUUCCUUUAUUAUUAGUAUGUUGCGAUGUUCUACAUUUUUUUGUGAAACUACUAUUUACGCAUUGCUUGGAUAGGUGGAUAUUAUGUAACAGGAUGGUUAUGCUUGCCUGUAGAGUUCAAGUAGAUCAUUAGAAAUUAACACUGAAUGUAAAUAACUCAUUUUACUGUAUGGUGUAAUGGUUAUAAAUGCAGCGUCGCAUGGAAAGCUCUAUUUAUAUCGCA